CUCCUCAGGGUUCUGCAAGAUGUGAUGCGUUGUGGUGCAUCAGAUAAUGGAUGAAUGCUUUUGUUGAUCCCCUCCUGGCCAAGGGAUCCUGGAACUUUCUGCCUAUUUUGUGGGAGGCCCACAUGAUUACAGGACCAAAAGACAGCUCAAACUUCAGAUUCAUGCGUUGGAUUGCACAGACUGAGUGUCAGAUAGUUCUUGACACUUAAAACGGCCUGCUUUUUCUCCAUUCUUUCAAACUCCAGCAGCAAGGUGAGAAGAACUGCGAUUCUGGGACGUAUGCAAAGCCUCUGUACCUGUAAGCCUGCAAAGAGAAUACCAGUUUCUGAGAGGAACAGCAAAGAAAUUUAACUGCAAAAACUGAUGGACCAUUGCAUCUUCCAAAAUGAGCCUUUUCACAUGUUUCUACUGGAAGCUAGAAUGUUGUGAAGAGAAAAGAAUUCAGUGCUGGACUGUCUUGAACAUUACUCAUGGUGCAACUUCAGAGAGCAGCUUGAUUUAUCUGACUUGAAGAGGAGGCACAUGUGCAGUAAGCCAAGAGGACAUGGGCUUUCAGUGCAUCUGGAAAAAUGAUCAGGUACUGGGUCCUCGUGUCACUAAUUCUCUAAGUACCAACUCUGACCAUCUCCUUGAUGCACACUCACGGCAUCAUGGCCAGUACUCAGGAGCGCCUGAGCUUGUCUUCCUCUCCAAACUCGAUCGGCAAAGCUUUCUGUGAAGAUAAAGACUUUGGUAGGAUACAAGAUGAACAUGGACCUACUGGAAACCACCCGUCCCCUGAGCUCAUAGAGGAUGUGCGUGAGAAGGGCUUGCUGCAGGCAGACCUCAUCGAGAACAUGAGCAGCCCGGUCACUGCAGCAGUGCUGACCAGCAUCAGCGAGGACUCUAGGGACCAAUUUGAGAACAGCGUGCUGCAGCUGCGGGAGCAGGAUGAAUCUGAAGCAGCCAUUCCUCAGGGCAACAGGAGCACUAUGGAUGGGGAGAGCAACAGUGGAGCAGAUGACGUCAAAGUCCAGUUCAACAGAUCAGGCAGUGGGAGCGGUGGGUUUCUCGAGGGACUCUUUGGUUGUCUGAGGCCCGUGUGGAACAUCAUAGGCAAAGCGUACUCCACAGACUACAAACUGCAACAGCAAGAUACCUGGGAGGUCCCAUUCGAGGAGAUCUCGGAGCUGCAGUGGCUGGGCAGUGGUGCUCAAGGAGCCGUCUUCCUGGGCAAAUUCCGGGCGGAGGAGGUGGCCAUCAAGAAAGUGAGAGAUCAGAACGAAACGGAUAUCAAGCACCUGCGGAAACUCAAACAUCCUAACAUCAUUGCCUUCAAGGGAGUUUGCACUCAAGCCCCAUGCUACUGUAUCAUCAUGGAGUAUUGUGCACAUGGACAGCUCUACGAAGUCUUGCGAGCAGGCCGGAAAGUCACUCCUCGGCUGCUUGUGGAUUGGUCCACUGGGAUCGCUAGUGGGAUGAAUUAUCUGCACCUUCACAAGAUCAUCCAUCGAGACCUCAAGUCACCAAAUGUUUUAGUUACACACACAGAUGCAGUUAAAAUCUCAGAUUUUGGUACAUCUAAAGAACUUAGUGAUAAAAGUACAAAAAUGUCUUUUGCGGGAACUGUGGCUUGGAUGGCCCCAGAGGUGAUACGCAAUGAGCCCGUCUCCGAAAAAGUGGAUAUCUGGUCGUUUGGGGUAGUUUUAUGGGAGCUGCUAACAGGAGAGAUUCCCUACAAGGAUGUGGACUCCUCAGCCAUCAUUUGGGGAGUGGGCAGUAACAGCCUGCAUCUUCCUGUUCCUUCCACCUGCCCGGACGGCUUCAAAAUCCUCAUGAAGCAGACCUGGCAGAGCAAGCCCCGGAAUCGUCCCUCCUUCCGACAGACACUGAUGCACCUGGAUAUUGCAUCUGCCGAUGUGCUGGCUACUCCUCAGGAAACCUAUUUCAAAUCACAGGCUGAAUGGAGAGAAGAAGUGAAGAAGCAUUUUGAGAAGAUUAAAAGCGAAGGAACUUGUAUCCACCGGCUAGAUGAAGAAUUGAUUCGUCGUCGAAGAGAAGAGCUGAGACAUGCGUUGGAUAUCCGCGAGCACUACGAGAGGAAGCUGGAGCGAGCCAAUAACUUAUACAUGGAGCUCAGCGCUAUUAUGCUGCAGCUGGAGGUCCGUGAGAAGGAGCUCAUAAAGAGGGAACAAGCAGUGGAAAAGAAAUAUCCUGGGACUUAUAAACGCCACCCAGUCAGACCAAUAAUCCACCCCAAUACAGUGGAGAAGCUGAUGAAGAGGAAAGGGGUCUCCCAUAAACCAGGCAGCCAGACCAAACGGCCAGAUCUACUGAAGUCAGAGGGCAUACCCAGCACAGAAGCAGCAUCUAAUGGCUCACCAGUCUCAGGAAGUCCCAAAAUGUCAACACUGAGUGGCAAAAGUCGCUACCGCAGUAAGCCACGUCACCGCCGAGGGAACAGCAAAGGCAGCUACAACGAUUUUGCAGGGAUCUUGAAAAACCAGCCAGUGCAAGAUGAUGCACCCCCACCUCCACCUCAUAAUCAUUCUCAUCCUCCUGGUCUACCGCAGCAACAUGGCCACGGCCAUCCCCAUGGCCAUCACUCACGGCUUCAUGCCCAUGGACAAGAUAUUGCCAACUGUGCAAACAACUUAAGGUACUUUGGCCCCGCAGCAGCGCUGCGGAGCCCUCUCAGUAACCACGCGCAAAGGCGGAUGUCUGGUUCCAGCCCUGAUCUCAUCUCCACUGCCAUGGAAGCAGAUUGCCGAAGGAAUCUGGAGAGCAAAGAAAGCAAAGCUGAUCAUUGGGAGUGUUGCAAAACAGAUCCAUAUAAUUCCUGUCUUCAGUGCAGGGACGAGGACAGUGGUCAGGUACAGAUGUCAUCUGUUGAAACAGGAAUGAGCCAUUCUCAAUCACCAUCCGUUUCCCUAUAUGAAAACGCGCAGUACAUUGAGAAGAUGGAGGAAGAGGGCUUCAGCAACGGUACAUCAGCGUCUGCUCUAGGCACACCCCAGCACAUGGCUUCCUCAGUGCUACCAUGCAAAGCAAGACCCAUUCAGAAGAGUGGUGAUGAGUCCUCAGAAGAGGAAGAGGGCGAAGUAGACAGUGAAGUGGAGUUUCCUCGUAGACAAAGACCUCACCGCUGUAUUAGUAGCUGCCAGUCUUACUCAACCUUCAGCUCGGAGAACUUUUCUGUGUCAGACGGAGAGGAGGGGAACACCAGCGAUCAUUCGAACAGCCCGGAUGAGCUGGCCACCAAGCUGGAAGACGAGCUGGCUGAGAAGCUGGAGGACAUGUUGUCCCAGACUCCAGAGAUCCCCAUUGAAAUCUCCACCCAGUCUGAUGGGCUUUCAGACAAAGAGUGCGCUGUGCGGAGAGUCAAGACUCAGAUGUCUCUGGGCAAACUUUGUGCAGAUGAACACAGCUGUGAGAACCCAGCACAGUUUGGAGAAUCAGACUGUGACUCUUCCGAAGGGGAGUGUUCUGAUGCCACAGUCAGGACCAAUAAGCCCUGCAGCUCUGCUACUUGGAAGAGAAGAUGUUUCUCCUUCCCACCCCAGGAGUGAUCUGCAAUAACCCGAAUCUCUGGAAAAUGUCCAAAUGAAAUUAAUUCUCUUUGAGCAUUUCAAUCAAGAAUGGCAGGGAUGUAUUUUAUUGAAUAAUCUAGUUACUGUAACAUGGAUAUUUAUUUUUUUGACAUUUUAACACUUUUUACUGUAAAGAGUGGAUUGUAUUUAUAGACACAGAGACUCGUUGCAAAAAAAAAAAGUUCAGAAAGCAAGCACAUUACAGAGAAACAUCCUGGGAGUCCUGCCUGGACAGCUUUGUGUACAAAUGCGGGGCGAUUCUCUUGCUGCUUUCACAGGGGACCAGGCCAUGUGGCCCUGAAGAUUGGAGAACAGAUCAAGAAAACUAAACCACUCAGUCUUAUCAAAUGAGGAAGCAUAAAAAGACCUUACUAUAAGGUAACCUGUGAACAAAGCGAAUUCAGUAUAACCAGCUGGGUCAUUUUUUAAUCAGAAGGUGGACAUGUUCCUGGAGAAAACUGGUACUGAGGUGCUAACAUCCAGGGUCUUCUGAGUCAAUACAUCCCCAGGAAUGUAAUAGUGGGUUUUAUUUUAAAGAUUUUUAGUUUCUUUUUUAAUCAACAUUUUGUUGUGAGAUCCUGCAAAUGUAUUCUAACCUCGUCCUCUCAAGAAUUGGUAUAAGAGCACUUCUUAACAUCAUCCUUGCUUCACUCUGGCAGUGUCGAUCUCCAGUUGAGCAGGGAAGCCUCUUUCAGACGCAGUGUGCCAUUUCCCAGUUUACUUCCUCCUCUUACCUCCUGUCUCAGUCAGUUAAAGAAAUCAAUCAAAUCAGUGUUGGAAAAGCAAGAACUCGCAAAUCGUGGAAAGCACAUUCUGCAGAGCCCGAGCACUCUUCUGGGGAGGAAACUGGAGAUGCCUGUACUGGACUUGGAGAAGCAGUCUCUCACCUACAACAGCAUCGAUAACCAGCAGAGAGCUGUGUGUCGAGGGGGAAGACCGGGAAUCGCUGGCCUAGAUAGGAGCAUCAGCCCUGCUCUGUCUCCUUCCUCACUGUAUGUUCCUGAAAGCAUUAACAGCUGCCUGCCCUUCAUGUCAGGCUUGUGCAAAACAGGUUGCACAGGGAACCUCGAGGGUGGCUGUGGCACAGCUGUGUCUCGGGUGUACCCUGAGGCCUCUGUUUCUCCUUCAAGCUGAAAUUCGACAGGUGAAAGUGAGGAUAGUACUGGUAUGUGACAGGCCGAGGCAUUGGCAGAUGAGAAAAUUUGUUUUCUGAUUAGAACUCAUAGUGCCUUCCCUUCAAACACUACUCUUCUAAAUCAAUAUUUAAAGAGAACAAAAUGAUAGAGCACGUCCUCCCCCAUCCCCCCUACCCCCUAGUUGAUGCCCCCUUACAAGAGCUUUCACUCUGCCCUUCGUAGCGUGCCGGCUGACACGGCCGUGCCACGCGCGUGGCCACGCUGCUGGGUGCUGCCCUGCAGCCUGGCACACCAGCCUGAGGUGAACGGCAGGAAUGGACCAUGGACAGGUACUUCUGUUGCUUUGUUUGUUUACAUUUUAUGUUAAAAUAUUGGUUUGCAUUUAACUGUGGUAAUUUAUAGCCUCAUGGCAAAAUGAAGGAAAAUGUCUUAUACAGAGAGCAGUAUUGUAUGAGUUAAAUUAUCCCAUAUUUUUAAAUUUUCGUAGCUGGACUACACACAGAUCUUAAGUUAUGAUGUUAUUUUAUUAUUUAUUAUCAUUUCUGUAGAUCAGAAGGUUGGCUUCACUGCUAGCACAAUUGUAAUCUGUUUGUGUGACGUUACCUUCUCCCCGGUCACGGCGGGAGAUGGGAGCAGAGCUGGUCUCAGUGGCUGUCAGUAGUUGCUGCCUCCUGUGAUUUCCAGGGAUGCUGUUAUGCUGGGGCCGAGAACCUGCUGGGGCUGGUCUGAGAGGGAUGGGUGCAGGCAGCCCCGCGGGCCCUGUGAUAUUCCUCAUGGUGAUGCCGCGAUUUGCUCGCGUUGGUGGUCCCUGAGCUGGUGGGGAAUGGUGAUCAGGGAACGGGGGGCUCCGUAUUGAUGGCAAAGUAACCGGCCUUCGUGAGAUCCUCUGGCAAGAGCACCCAGAAGGACAGGCAGAGGAGGGCGAUUGCUGCGGGCAGCAGGUGCAGGAUCGGGGCGGCCAGCAGUGGAUCCCUGUGGUGGAUCACCAGUGCAGGACCAAAAGGCAGCUGAAGCGAACAGGGAGCGAGCAGCUCUCCCCUUCCUGCUGCAGCAAUACUCAGCUCAGGGCAGAGGCAGAAGGUGGAGGGGAGCGAAACUUCUCUGGUUUGUUUCUGGUUUCCUCUCCCCAUCACUCAUUCUUCCACCCAAAUAUUCUCUCUUGGCCAGCAGCAUGAGGAGGCGGCGGGGCCAGAGGUGGCUUUGCUGUUGUGGUGUGGGAGAGGUGCUGCGGGUGGCGGCUCAGCCAGCUGGAGGGCAGGGCCUGGGAAUUUAGUGGUGUGGGAUUGUGCACGUAACAUGUGCACGCAGAGAUCCAGCUAUCCCCUAGGGCUGCCCCUUCCUUGAGUAAACGUGACCCCCGGCCUUCCCCUGCGCACACCUCGUGCUCUCAGCUGCGUGUGGGCAGCGGUUCUGCCGAGGGUUAUGCUGGCACUGCUUCGUGAAACUCGCCCAGCUCUGCGCGCAGACGUGUUGCUGCGCGGGUCCCUCUGCUGCGGUUCCUUGCACUUUCUCUCCUGGCAGCAUACGGGGCUGAGAUGCACAGACCUGCCCGCUUCCUCCUCGCCGUAACGCCUCGUUGGCGGGACAGAAGUAAACUGUGGGUUCCCUUUUCAGCAUCCUGACUUCCCUGAUGCAGUUCUCGUGGCUGCUGACAGCUCCUGAACACUAGCCUAGAUUUUCUCCCAGAGCUGAAUGUUGCCUUCCCCGGUGUCGUGUUAAGUAACCAUUUCAUCUUGGCCCUGUCCAGUAGUGUUCAUCUCUCUCCUCCCUGCUCUGCGGAUUCCUGAUACAAACUUGAUUUUUUUUGUAUUGAACAGUGUACAGUGAUGGAAACAAGAAUGACUAUCAAAGCAAACAAUGCAUGGAAUAAAAAGCCAGUGUACUUCAA
This is a messenger RNA of Cygnus olor (mute swan), 6593 nucleotides long. RefSeq names its product mitogen-activated protein kinase kinase kinase 13 (gene MAP3K13). The transcript has 18 exons. The record is from RefSeq and is a predicted model, not a curated record. Gene Ontology annotation, biological process: JNK cascade; protein autophosphorylation. The coding region runs from base 633 to 3548 and encodes 971 amino acids. NCBI's taxonomy places the organism in Eukaryota, Metazoa, Chordata, Aves, Anseriformes, Anatidae. Gene Ontology annotation, molecular function: JUN kinase kinase kinase activity; ATP binding.